AUGAGUGUUUGUGAAAGACGUGCACGCAGGUUAGCACUUAUAUUGCCUCAUGCAACUAUAUUCAAUCAAAUGAGUAGCGAGGCAAUUGAAUCAGUUGUCACUCUUGCUAGGAAGAAGUACUUUGUGAUAGUGAAUGCGGUGGCAUGUGCAUUUGCAGCAACAUCUACGGCGUUUCAGGCUCUAAUGGGUGGAAGCAGAGGAAGAAAUUGGACAGGCUCUGUCUUAGUUGUUGCUCUAGACUUGACUAUGGUGGCACUACUUUUUUCAGCCAACGGAGCAUCGGCUGCAGUCGGACUCAUUGCACUGAAUGGCAACCCUCACACUCAGUGGCACAAAGUUUGUUAUUGCAUCCAAGGGGGAGCUGCUCUUGCUAUGUCUAUGCUUGGUUCAUUCUUCUUUCUUUGCCUGGUGUUGCUCCUCACUUUGAAUCUUCACAGAAGUACUUUAAAUUAUUAA
Messenger RNA from Lycium ferocissimum, 456 nucleotides. RefSeq names its product CASP-like protein 1E1. The transcript has 3 exons. The record is from RefSeq and is a predicted model, not a curated record. Lineage: Eukaryota; Viridiplantae; Streptophyta; Magnoliopsida; Solanales; Solanaceae. The coding region runs from base 1 to 456 and encodes 151 amino acids.